This is a messenger RNA of Lucilia cuprina (Australian sheep blowfly), 4314 nucleotides long. Its product is annotated as probable chitinase 10. Gene Ontology annotation, biological process: chitin catabolic process; carbohydrate metabolic process. NCBI's taxonomy places the organism in Eukaryota, Metazoa, Arthropoda, Insecta, Diptera, Calliphoridae. The record is from RefSeq and is a predicted model, not a curated record. Gene Ontology annotation, molecular function: chitin binding; chitinase activity. Gene Ontology annotation, cellular component: extracellular region.
UACAAGGUGGUAUGUUAUUUCACCAAUUGGGCCUGGUAUCGCAAGGGUUUAGGUCGUUAUACCCCCGAUGAUAUUAACACCGAUCUAUGUACCCAUGUAGUCUACGGUUUUGCUGUCUUAGAUUAUUCUGAAUUGAUUUUGCGCACCCAUGAUUCCUGGGCAGAUAUCGAUAAUAAUUUCUAUACCAGAGUUAGUGGCCUAAAGAGUAAGGGUGUUAAGGUUAGUUUGGCUUUGGGUGGUUGGAAUGAUUCUCAGGGCGAUAAAUACAGUCGUCUGGUGCGUAGUCCCCAGGCUAGGGCACGCUUUAUAAAACAUUCCUUGGAGUUUUUGCAGAAAUAUGGUUUUGAGGGUUUGGAUUUGGAUUGGGAAUAUCCGGUGUGUUGGCAAACCGAUUGUAAAAAGGGUAUGCCAGAUGAAAAGGAAGGUUUUACCGCUUUAGUAAGAGAACUAUCGGAGGCGUAUAAACCUCUAGGAUUAUUAUUAUCUACCGCUGUUUCGCCCAGCAAAAAGAUCAUAGAUGCAGGUUAUGAUGUUCCAGAAUUGUCGAAAUAUUUCGAUUGGAUAGCUGUUAUGACAUAUGAUUUCCAUGGCCAAUGGGAUAAGAAGACCGGGCAUGUGGCUCCUUUGUAUUAUCAUCCUGAGGAUGAAUUUGAUUAUUUCAAUGCUAACUAUUCUUUGAAUUAUUGGAUUGAAAAGGGCGCUCCCUCACGUAAGAUAGUUAUGGGCAUGCCUUUGUAUGGUCAAUCAUUUACCUUGGAAAAUACACGCAACAAUGGUCUCAACGCCAAAGCUCCCGGACCCGGUAAAGCUGGAGAAUUUACCCGAGCCGCUGGUUUCCUAGCUUACUACGAAAUCUGUGAUCGUGUUAAACAUCAAGGCUGGGAGGUGAUACAAGACGAACAGGGACGUAUGGGUCCUUUUGCCCGCAAAGGUAAUCAAUGGGUUUCCUAUGAUGACAAGGCCAUGAUACGCAAAAAAUCUCAAUUGAUUAGAGCUCUUGAUUUGGGUGGUGGCAUGGUUUGGGCUUUGGAUUUGGAUGAUUUCCGCAAUCGUUGUGGUGAAGGGGUACAUCCUCUGCUCACGCAAAUACAUGAUGUUUUAAAGGAUCCACCCACGGACCAUGAAACAACACCGGGAUUGACACCAGCUUCUGAACCGGAAUCCAUAGAGGAAGUAGUAAACUCCCAGGAGAUAGUUUAUCCCAUGGAGAUAGAAACUGGUCCAGGAUCCAGCUCCGUUUCCAGUGAAACUAUUAAAGAUCCCAACGAUGAUGUAGAGGAAACUGAGGUGGAAAUUGUAGCUACCGAACAAGAAUUGGAAGAAGGUGUUACCUCUAACCAAGAUUUUAAGGUUGUCUGCUAUUUCACCAAUUGGGCUUGGUAUCGUCAAGGUGGUGGCAAAUUCCUUCCCGAAGAUAUAGACGCUCAACUCUGUACCCAUAUAGUUUAUGGUUUUGCCGUUUUGAAUCGUCAAACUUUGACCAUACAACCACACGAUUCUUGGGCCGAUUUGGAUAAUAAAUUCUAUGAGCGUGUAUCAGCAUAUCGUAAAAAGGGCACUAAGGUUACCGUAGCCAUAGGAGGCUGGAAUGAUUCUGCUGGUGAUAAAUAUGCCCGCUUAGUAAGAAGCUCAGCGUCUAGGGCCAAAUUUAUACGUCACGUUAUGGAGUUUAUAGAAAAGUAUGGUUUCGAUGGUUUAGACUUGGAUUGGGAAUAUCCAGUAUGCUGGCAAGUAGAUUGCAAAAAGGGUACUGCCGAUGAAAAGCAGGGUUUCUCAGAUUUUGUUAAGGAACUAUCGGAGGCCUUUAGGCCUAAAGGUUUAUUGCUAUCGGCCGCUGUUUCACCCAAUCAAAAGGUGGUGGAUGCCGGUUAUGAUGUACCACAGCUAACGAAAUAUUUCGAUUGGAUUGCUGUUAUGGCUUAUGAUUAUCAUGGUCAAUGGGAUAAGAAAACCGGUCAUGUGGCACCCAUGUAUGAUCAUCCCGAUGGUACCGAAGGUUUCAAUGCCAAUUUCUCGAUUAACUAUUGGUUGCAAAAGGGUGCCGAUCGCAGUAAAUUGAUUAUGGGCAUGCCUAUGUACGGUCAAUCAUUCUCCUUGGCGGAGGCUAAAAAUCAUGAUCUCAAUGCUCCAACUUACGGCGGUGGUGAGGCAGGAGAGGCCACUAGGGCAAGAGGUUUCUUGUCCUAUUAUGAAAUUUGUUCUUAUAUACGCAACAAAGGCUGGAAUGUGGUAAGAGAUCCACGCGGACGUAUGGGACCUUAUGCCUACUUACGUGAUCAAUGGGUCUCUUUCGAUGAUGCCCCAAUGAUACGCCAUAAAUCGGAAUAUGUUAAGGCCAUGGGUUUGGGUGGUGCCAUGAUAUGGGCAUUAGAUUUAGAUGAUUUCAAAAAUGAUUGCAAUUGUGAAUCGUAUCCAUUGUUGAAAACUAUUAAUAGAGUCUUGAGAAAUUAUCCAGGACCGCAUCCGAAAUGCAUGUUGGAGACUAAAGAUAGAUUGAUGAUUGCUGGUUCCUCAUCAAAUCCCUCGACACAGGCCGUCAAACCGAAACCUACCUCGCAAACCCAGGUGCAAUCACAACAAAUGCAAGCCAAACCCACAAAACCUACUCUGGGCCCAGUAAUAAAAGAAUGUUUGGGUAGAAAUUAUGCCCCUCAUGAGAGGGACUGCAACAAAUACUAUAUAUGUCAAUAUGGAGAACUAGUGGAACAAAAAUGUCCCUCCGGUUUGUAUUGGAAUGAAAAUCAUUGCGAUUGGCCUCAGGCUGUCAAGUGUAUGGUAAGAAAUGAUCAAACUACUCAACGGCCGGUGGCGCCCAGACCUAAGCCCACUAAACCUGUGGCAACCACAAAGGCUCCACCCAAAACCACCAAGAAACCCAUAACACCUCCUCAUAAAAAACCGGUGGCUCGGCCCAAACCUACACCUUCACCUCCUUUAAAUACUAAUGAGCAAUAUAAGGUCGUAUGCUAUUUCACCAAUUGGGCCUGGUAUCGUCCGGGUCAGGGUAAAUAUGUACCAGAAGAUAUAGAUGAAAACCUUUGCACCCACAUAGUCUAUGGUUUUGCUGUUUUAAAUAGUAACGCCUUGAAUAAAACCCACGAUUCUUGGGCCGAUAUUGACAAUCGUUUCUAUGAGCGCGUAGUGGCCUAUAAAAAUAAGGGUAUACGUGUUACCGUGGCCAUAGGAGGCUGGAAUGAUUCUUUGGGCAGUAAAUAUGCGCGCUUGGUACUGGACCCGCUGGCCCGCAAACGUUUUAUAGAAAGUGUUUUAGCGUUCUGUGAGAAAUAUGGUUUUGAAGGUUUAGAUUUGGAUUGGGAAUAUCCGGUUUGCUGGCAAGUAGAUUGUUCAAAGGGUUCAGCAGCUGAAAAGGCGGCCUUUGCUGCUUUGGUACGCGAACUUUCGGCGGCCUUUAAACCUAAAGGACUUUUGCUAUCGGCUGCUGUUUCUCCUAGUAAAAAGGUCAUCGAUGCUGGUUAUGAAGUACCCACUUUGGCACGCUACUUUGAUUGGAUUGCAGUCAUGACUUAUGAUUUCCAUGGUCACUGGGAUAAACAAACUGGACACGUGGCUCCCUUGUACUAUGUAGAAGGUGAUGAAAAUCCUUAUUUCAAUGGCAAUUUCAGUAUAAACUAUUGGAUAGAGAAGGGAACGCCUCCCGAGAAACUGGUCAUGGGUAUGCCUUUAUACGGACAGAGUUUCUCGUUGGCUGACACCAAUGCUCGCAGUUUGAAUGAUAAAACUGUGGGUCCCGGACGUGCUGGUACUUUUACUAGAGCUGGAGGCUUCUUAGCUUACUAUGAAAUCUGUGAACAAAUUAGCAAUGGUGGUUGGACGGUAAUCCGUGAUCCUGAAGGUAGAAUUGGUCCUUAUGCCUAUAGUGGAAAUCAAUGGGUUUCAUAUGAUGAUGUCAAUGAUAUAAGACGUAAAUCGCAAUUUGUUCGAAAAAUGCGUUUGGGUGGUGGCAUGGUUUGGGCUUUAGAUUUAGACGAUUUCCGUGGCAGAUGCGGUUGUGGUAAACAUCCUUUGUUGCGCACUUUAAAUCAAGAGUUGCGUGGUAUUCCCGGUCAGAGAGCAAAUGAUUGUACAUGAGAAAAAGAGGGUAAAAUAGAAAUAGAAAGAGAGAAUAGUUUAGUAUUGUGCCAAUAUAUAAAAAAUUAUAAUUAAUAACUCAGUUUUAUUAUUAUUAUUUUUUUAAAUAAAUUUAGAUUUUAAGUAAAAUUCGGUAAAGAAUUUUAAGCGAAAUAUAUAAGAAAAUAUGUACGAUUUAAUUUAAAACACGAAACGAUUUAAAAUAAAUAAUAAAUAUAAAAAAAU